Penicillium psychrosexuale is the source of this 1185-nucleotide messenger RNA. RefSeq lists its product as uncharacterized. The coding region runs from base 1 to 1185 and encodes 394 amino acids. The transcript has a single exon. Lineage: Eukaryota; Fungi; Ascomycota; Eurotiomycetes; Eurotiales; Aspergillaceae. The record is from RefSeq and is a predicted model, not a curated record.
AUGGCAGUCGUUGUAUCAAUCAACGGCGCCGGCAGUCUAGGGAAGACUGCUCAAAUUCACUUACUACCUUCCGACUGGCGAAUCCUUUGCCUGGGCGACAUACUCGAUGAUGACUUGGACCUCAAUGUGAAGCUGGCAGCUGCCGAUUGGUGGUGGAAGAGCUCUACAGACGAGUUCGUGACAGAGCUAUUCAAGGCUGUAAUAAGGAGGCAUUCGAGAGCCGCCGAUUCAAGCAGCCCCCAUCGCCUAGCUGUCCUCCAAUGCGGAGUAAAGAUGUUUGAAGCUGUCGCACUAGCAAUGAUUGCGAUCAAAGAGAACCACGAGGAUCUCGUAGUCGCCAAAACAACAUUCGACAUCAUCAUCUCUAAACUGGGGCUCACAAUACCAAGGGAACAUCACAUGAUUCUUAUCAAAUAUCACUCAGACCUCGAUGACGCAGUGGAGACGCCUCAUUCCGGGAAGAGCAACCCCAUAGGUCGAGAUCAUGAACGCUAUCAAGCGAUGCUCCGUCGAGCGCUCAGAAUGCAGGAAUUGGAAGGCCAAUACGAUUUGAUCUGCGUUGAGCCAGGCCGGCAUUCACAGCGUCAAACUCAGGAUGUCAUACGUGGCUACUUGAGCAGCUCAAAGAUUCUGCCGGAUCUACUGAAGCCGACCUUCGAGAGGAUCAAGACUAUCUACGCGAUAGCAGGACUCUCGGAGUGUGGCAAGAGCACAGUCGCUGACAUGAUCCAUAAGGCACAUGGCACGAGCGGAGCACGACUAAAGAUGUCAUACUUUCUUGAUGGAGCGAGCAAUGAGUUAGGACAUGACAUCUAUUCGCUGUCCGGAGAGCGACGAGCUGCAGCUUUACUAAAAGGGUUGGAUGCUUUUGGCCGCUACCAUUGGUACCUAUCGACACUCACAAUCGAGAGCGUCCAUCGGUACGAUUCAAUCGCACCUUUGAAAUCAUAUCUCGGAUCCCUCUUGCAGAUCAUCUACAUUGAGACAAACGAAGAGCUACGGUUGGAGAGAAGUGCCCGACCAAGGCUUCGAUUGGAACAGAAAGACGCCGUAAAGAGGGAGCGGGGUGCUGAGCGCGUUAAAGAGAUAGCUGAUGUUGUACUCGACAAUAAUGGACCGAAAGAAAGCUUGGAAGAUGCAUUGCGGGCUCUACUGCAAGGAAGAGAACAAUGUCUAGAUUGCUGA